Symsagittifera roscoffensis is the source of this 1259-nucleotide messenger RNA. RefSeq lists its product as uncharacterized. The record is from RefSeq and is a predicted model, not a curated record. The transcript has a single exon. The coding region runs from base 28 to 1137 and encodes 369 amino acids. Lineage: Eukaryota; Metazoa; Xenacoelomorpha; Acoela; Convolutidae. Gene Ontology annotation, molecular function: zinc ion binding; protein binding.
AAUCUGCAAGUCAAUAUUUCAGGUACUAUGAAUUUAUCGCCAGAGUGUUCUAUUUGUGCGGAAGAAUUAGAUGAUCCCCGCCCCUUACCAUGUGGGCAUUCUUAUUGUGGACCGCACAAAAACUGCUUGUUGAUGUUAAAGCAAUCCAGUGGUGCGCUCAAAUGCGCCUUGUGCAAUGAUGUGCAUUACCUGGAUGUUGCCAGCCUAAAGCCUCUUUUCGGAAUAAGAGAAUUUCUGCAGCAAUCUGGGUCGAAACCAAGUAUCAAAACUCCCAAACUUUGUAAUUUUUCGCGUUGUCCGUGCCAUCCAACAGCUCCGGUCCUGUUUUGGUGUGUCCAGUGUUCCGAAAAAAUAUGCCAAACUUGUUUCGAGAAUCAGCAUGACGGACAUGCAAUGAAGAGCUACAAAAGCUAUUUGCAAAAUUCUGUUUCCAACAAGCUGAAAGAAAUUGGCUCUCAGAAGGAAUCAUUCAUGGAUUACAUGUCGAAGCGAGUUGAUACCGUUCAAAAACAAAUUAGUUCUAUUGAGAACAAGAUUCAAUCUUACGAAGACAGGAAACUAAUUCUCGAGAGAGAAAUUGAGAAGUUUGAAAGCAUCCGAACAAAUGAAGCUAAAAUUCGGGCGUUCGCCAAAGGAUCGGGUUCAGAAAUUGACACCACAAUUCUGGACAGUUUCUUGCUUCUGACUUCUGAAAGUGAGUCUGCGGAUAAUGGUGGUGGAAUAAACUCGAAUGGACUAACUCUGUGCGCUGAGUUUACUGGGUUCCGAUCAUGGAUUGCUGGGGAGAGCCAGGACUCACAAAGCGUAAUUCUCUCCAAAGGAUAUAAGUUGUGGAUCAGAGCUAAGAGAUUUCGAAGUGGACCCGAAAAGUUCUUUUUGGGACUCUUUCUGGGAUGUCAGCCGGUUGUCCCGAAAGAAAACUGGACAUUCAAUGUUGACUUUGAGUUGAUUCUCCUUAAUAACACCCCUUCGAAGAACAAGAAACUGUCUACCACCCAUACGUUCAGGGCACACGAAGAUGACUGGGGCUGGAACUCGUUCAUGGACUGGAACCAAAUGCUCAACCCUACUAUGGGAUGGAUCCAUGAUGCGAAACAAGCUGUGCUUGUUCAUUGCACGAUCAAAACUUCAAAUUAGAUAAAUUAGCUGCCUUAUAAUUACUUUCAAAUCAAGGUGAACUAUGAAUUCAAUGCAUUUGUAAAUAAACUGAAUGUACUAAAUCGAGAGUAUGUAGUUGAAAAAAUUUGAUAUCGUUAAAA